AUGGGUUCGCAGACGCUAGAAAUAUUACGCCAGGGAAUUUGGGCAUCCUUGACAGGUGGCUGGUUUUAUGAUCCUCAUCAGAACUUGUUUUGUAACACGGUACACCUCUACAUAUGGCUGUUUCUCCUCUGCCUGCCCUUCUCUGUGUAUCUGUAUUUCCCGCCUGCGAGUGCCGGUUGGUUAGUCUACUGUUUGUUAGUAGCUAUUUUAUUUACUGUCCUCAAGUUGAUUAACCAUGGUCUGCACCACAUGUACGACACUAACGAGCUAAUUGUAGUUCCAACUACGGACGAAGCUGGAAACCCCACAGAAAACGCUGCUCUACUGCAAUCCCCCAGGCCUGAGGAGGGCGUCGAAAUGCAGACCCUAAGUGCAGCUGCAGUUGCACCCAGUGACAAUGAUUCUGUCACUUCCCUUGAAACUUACCAUAAGCCCAAUAAUAGCACUAUAGAUUUAAAAGUAGACGUCCACAGGAAGAAUAGCUCAGAAUCAAGCAUGGAAGAUAGCGCUAUGUCGGCUAAACAGUUUGAGCCCGUAGCGACAACCAAAUCUGAUCUCUGUGUAGCACAAACAACACCUGCAGAUACUGCUGGGACUUCUAAAACUCGUCCGAGUAAAAACCGAUCAAAAUCUGGCCAUAGGUCACACAGAACUAAAACUAGACGCGGCCACGGUCGAAUUGACGAGUUAAUAGUGGAAGAGUCGCGGCAUUCAAGAGCAGAAAAUAAUUUACCUGUAUAUAUAACGGAUGAAGGACCAUUUGCCAAAGUCAGCAGAAGAUACCAUGAGUGCCCUCAUCGCCGAGGUUCAAGCAACAGAGACUUUUUCAAAGAAUGGUUGUACUUAGACGGCGACGAAGCGGCCGUCGGCGAACCAUAUCAUUCCAAGUUUGCUAGACAAUUAAGUUCAGACUCCCGUGACAAUUCUGAGCCGAGCGUUGGUCCGCCAUCACCGAAGAAACGCCUCGCACAACGAAGACGGUAUACAAACUAUCCAGACGAAAGUUGUACUAAAUCUGCCAUGGCCCUAGCGACGGCACAGUCCUCGAAUAUGCGACGCAACUCAAAUUCCACCAUGUCGACGAUACAGUUGCCGCUCCUAAAUUCCACUGCUCAGUUAGUGUCCCACAUGCGAAGGCACUCAAAUAACGCCGAUACGGGAUUCUUUGCGAGCGUAGAAUUAGGCGAAUAUAUGAUGGUCAAAGCGGAGGCGCCAGUUGAAACUGAUAAGGGUAAGGGCAAAAGUCCCGGCGUGCGCAGGAUCAAAAGUGCCGCUUUGGAAAUUGGUUGCCCUCCUCCCAGUGUCUCUAAUUUAUCACCACACCCGAACAGCGCUGAAACAAUCGGCGGUCAAAUGCUCAAGAAUCCAAAGAGUGCAGUGAUUCCACCCCCUAGUAAAUGCUUAACACGCGGCCCGCACUUGAAUUUAUACCCCAAAAACGAGAACGGAGAAGGUUGCAGCUACCCCUAUUUAACAUAUGGCUCUGAAAUAGUUUACCCUAUAGCUGAAAUUUCUGAUGAAAUGCAGACUUCGCAGAAGGAAACUGAUUUGGAUUCUAGUGGUGAAAGUUAUAGCGAUUACGAAGAUGAAAAGCAGUUCAGAGGCUUCGAUUGGGAUGCGGAACAGUCAUCUGCCAUGCGUUCCAGUGAUUCUGACUAUGAAAAUAACGGCUCAAGAUCUCCUUUACUAGAUAGGCCAAAUGACGUGCGCGUGGAUCGUCAAGCGAAUCCUUGCGACUGUAAAUACAAUUCGAACGGUGAUUAUUUUGAUAAAGCUAGUGCUAGUUCCAAGGAUUUACUUAUAGAAAAAUCUAGUUUAGAAUCCAACGAUACCGGUGAUCAGUCGGAGAAAACAGGGGAAGAGAAGAACCCCGUAGAGAAAAAAGUCUGGGACCACGAUAUUUCUAACUCUAGCAGUAGUAGUGAUGAACGAAGACCUAAAAGUGAUUUGGACAAAAAUCCACCGGAAACUGAAGAAUCGCAAUUGACUUGCGACAGUAAGAGCGCAGAUGAAAGAAGUGUCUAUAGCUUAGACUGGUUGUUUGAAGAAACAGAUAGUAAACAUAUUUGCUGCAAAGAUGGCGUGCACCCUGAAGAGGUGUGUUUAAAACUAGCGGCGCUUGGGGAAUCUUCAUCGAACGUACCAAAAAACUUAGGUGCGAUACCAAAGCAGAUAAAAAACUUAGCGCGUUCACGAGCUUCCUCGCAAAAAGAGAACAAGAAGAGAGAUUCUAGGAAAGAGAAAGAUGAAAAUGAAACCGAAGAUAGAAUUCUCAUGGAUGCCGUCGAAGCUCAGGCUGCUUUGGUACAAGGAUUAGAGUGUCUUUUUGCCGCGACCAACGCCAAUACUGUUGUGAUGCCCCCGCCAAAUAGAGAAGACAGAUCAAGAAGUCAUCGACAAAGCAUUAGAGGCGAGAGGGAAGGUUCUCACAAAACAAGAAAGAGAUCCAUAGAAGAAGUCGCUCAAACAUCUACAAACACGUUGCUGCCGACAUCCAUGCCCUUACUAGCGGCGUUCCUUAACUCUAGAGUAGAUUUUAUGCCAUGCUGUGUACCUGACAAUAACGCCCCUCCGGCCGAAGCCCCGCCUACUGAAGAAGGGCCGAGGUUGAGGCCACUAAUGGACAGAAAUCAUAGAAAUCGUGUAAGAAAAUUAAAACGCUCCACGCGCCAACGCAAUAACCCAUCUUCACAAAAUUCCGAAAAGAAAGACAAACCUUCAAACAAUGAGCAACCUAACUCAGGGAACGUUCACUUUGCAACUUCAUUCGACGAUACGACAGAUGGCGCCAUACAUUGUUUCAUGGAUGAAUAUGGUAACUGGAUGUCGUAUACAUUCGAUAAAAACGGAUGCGGUCGUACACAGGCUCUCCCUAUACCGUUACCAGAAAAAGAAGAUACGCCAAAGAUUAAAGAGAUUCCUACCACAGAACCAGAUAACCAAGAAACCGCUGGAGGAGGUAGCUGCGGUUCUUUAGAAUCUGAAGCCGGUACUAGCGAAAAUACGAACAAACCGAAGCGCGGUGACAGCGUUGAUCACAGUUCUUCCAACCAAGGCAGUAAUAAUCCAUUAUUAUCGAGUAAUAAUAAUGUGUCAACUAUAGUACCGAUAAAUACGAAUAGUUCGAAUAAACGUUUUUAUGUUUUCGACGGUGGGACUGAGCAAGCAAGGUCACCAGUCGCUUACGUUACAGAUAGCUUACUCGAAGAAAUUGAGGCAGAGCGACAAUCUAGAAUGGGGCUUCCAAGCAUGCAUAUCAACUUUCUGAUGAGUCAGCAGCGAGCGCAGCAACAAGCGGCGCAAGCGGCACAGGCAGCACAAGUGGAAAACUUAGCGAUCAGCAUACCCGGCUUAAUCCAAUCGAUCACGGAGGAAAUGAACGAACAGUAUAACGUCAGCAAACUUUGCAAAAUGAUAGACGAAAUGAAAAAGACUAAUAAACCAAAAACGAAGAGCUACUAUAAGUUUAAACUGUCCAAAUGCUUUGAAGUGAAAGUCACUAUGGACAGGCUGAAGCUGAUGGCGUUAUUCGACAGGAACUUAACGUUCCGAGAGACAUUUGUUUCUAUAAUGUUGGCCAUCGCGGUCGCAGUUUUGGGCUCUAUGGUUUUGAACCUGGGUUUCUAUAGAGACAUCUACGCAUUCUGGUUCUGUUUUAUAAUAGCCGGAAGUCAGUAUUCUUUAUUGAAAAGUGUCCAGCCGGAUUCGGCGUCACCCGUUCACGGGUUCAACAAAAUGGUUGUGUUCUCUCGCCCCGUUUACUUCUGUCUGUGCACGGCUAUCCUAUGCGCCGUGAGUAGUCAAUUGGUCGACGACGAACAUUCCAGAAGUAGGCGGAGUACGGACGGAACGCAACCACUAUCGAUAUACGGUAUAGAAUUAAACGAACGAGACUGCCUUUACGUUAUCCAAGAGAUCUUAUCGAAGUUCCUAUUAUUUUUUCCGCUAGCUUUUAGUUUGGGUUUAUUUCCCCAAGUGAAUACGUUUAUGAUGUACUUACUGGAACAGAUCGAUAUGCACGUGUUCGGAGGUAACGCAACUAGCAGUUUGAGCGCUGCUGUUUAUUGCGUAUUGCGAUCGUUAGCAGCGAUUGGAACGCUAUAUGGGUUUGCGUACAGCGGGCUGAUCGAGGGGAAGAAGUCGCACCAUCAGAAGCAUAACAUCCUAAUAUCCAUAUUCUGCGGACUGCUCGUACCUAUAGCUUAUCACUUGAGCAGAAGCGCAAGCGAUUACACACUUAUAUGGAAUUUGAUCAAGAAGCACCUUCUACCCCCCGAGUUGUAUAUAGUGCACAACCCUGAGUGUUCCCCGGAAAACGAUAAAACGGAACCCAAUACGCUGACUGAAGAAAAGAAAAACAAUUCAGAAAGCAAUAUUUCGAAGCAGAACUCAGUAGGUAGUUCCGCUUCAAAGAUCAACUUCAGUUCGGAGACGAAUAUUUCGAGACAGAAGAGGUCGCAGGCGUCUAGCGUGAGUUCUCUCAAAGACCCGAAGGGUGAUGCCACAAAUUCCACUACAUCACUCAAAGUGGACCCGCCGGAGGCUGACGAAAAAACUCGAGACUCGAACACGUUGAACUCGAACGUGAAUAAAUCGGAGCUGGACAAACCUGAGGAGGACAUGGAAGAUCCUCUGCCGAAGAAAUUGCAAGAGACGGUGAACGCGAGGUUGAAGAAUGAUGUCAUAGUUUGCACGUUUCUUGGACUCUUGGUGUUCGGGUUGCACUGUACUACUGUGUUUACCACUUUGAAGCCGCAGCUAAAUACGGUGCUCUGGAUAAUAGCGGGGAGUCUUGGCUGGAUUCUGCACUACUUAACGCCUCAAUUACGUAAGCAACAACCUUGGCUUUGCCUAGCCGGUCCUGUUCUUAAGCAACAUGAACACGCGCAGUUCGAAGUCACCGAGCCAGCAAGACUAAUGAUCUUUGAAAAGAUAUUCGUUUACUUAUGUUUUCUGGAGCGCAACGUGUUAUUUCCAGCUGUAGUCAUCGCAGCCACCACACAAGACGCACCGGCUAUCGCUGAAAAGUACGGAGACGCUCUUGGUGCGCUGAUUAUCAGCGUGUGCGCAUUGAAAUGUUUAAGAAAUGCGUAUUCGGACCCCGAGAGCCAGUACCUCAUUAUUGUGUUUGCUGUGCUAAUAUUUCAACUGGAUCUUGGCACCCAAAAGAUAUCGGAGACGUUUCUUGUGGACUAUUUCAUUAUGGCUAUUAUAUUUAAUAAAGUCUACGAGUUCCUUCUAAAGGUUCAAUUCGUCGUGACGUACAUAGCUCCCUGGCAGAUAACGUGGGGCAGCGCGUUUCAUGCGUUUGCGCAGCCAUUUUCCGUUCCACAUUCUGCUAUGCUGUUCUUGCAGGCAGCUCUUUCUGCUCUUCUAUCGUCACCUCUCACUCCCGCGCUAGGCAGUGCCAUAUUUAUGACGUCAUACGUUCGUCCUGUAAAAUUCUGGGAACGCGAUUAUAAUACUAAACGCGUUGACCAGAGUAAUACACGGUUGUCUUCGCAGCUGGAAAGAAAUCUUGGAGCUGACGAUAAUAAUUUAAACUCUAUAUUCUACGAGCACUUAACUCGGUCCUUGCAACACUACUUGUGCGGAGAUCUCAUGCUUGGAAGGUGGGGAAUCGUGCAACAAGGGGACUGUUUUGUACUUGCAUCUGACUAUCUAAACUGCUUGGUGCACAUUGUGGAAAUGGGGAACGGUCUGGUUUCAUUCCAACUGCGUGGUCUCGAGUUUCGUGGAACCUAUUGCCAACAGCGAGAGGUGGAGGCCAUAUCCGAGGGUCCUGAAGAGAACAGUGAGGGCGUUUGCGGAGGUCGUUGGAUAUGUGGAGGACGAGUUUUGUCUCCUGGGUCUUGGUGGACACUGAGAUGGCUCGCUUGGCAGCUGGCGACAUCUCGUUACGUAUUGGAGGGUUAUUCUGUGACGGACAACAGCGCUGUUUCCAUGUUACAAGUCUUUGACUUUAGGAAGGUUCUGCUCACUUACUAUGUAAAGAGUAUAAUUUUCUACACGAUACAAUCAAGCAAGCUGGAAGAGUGGCUCUCAUCUCCAGAACUAUCCGAGGCACUAAGACCAAUGGCUGAAAGGUCCUUCGUUGAUUUGGAUCCCAUUUUCAACGUCAAUCUUGACGAAGAUUAUGAUUUCAGAGCUUGCGGGAUAACCAGAAGCCGCUUCAUAGCUGUUUAUCAGGAGUGGAUAGCUCAUUGUGGAUCUCGACGUGGCGCCGCCUGGCGGAGGGACCCGGCACUGCUCACUCUAUGCUUCGCCUUAAGCUUACUGGGCAGACGGGCCUUGGCAGCUGCACAGCAUUUAUCAGCAUCAAGUGUCGAAUUCUUCCUCUACGGAUUGCAUUCACUUUUCAAAGGUGAUUUUAGGAUAACAUGCGCACGUGACGAAUGGGUGUUCUCAGAUGUGUCUCUUUUGCAUUCAGUAUUGGCUCCAGCUAUACGCAUGGCGUUGAAACUCCAUCAAGAUCACUUCAUGUUCCCUGAAGAGUAUUGGAGCAGUGCGGCGCUGUAUGCAGCGAUUGUGUCUCACUCUCAGCGGCUCGUCAUUUGCCAUGAAGCGGCGCCCGCUUGGCGGUACAAUGUGCUCAGAGGCGCCCCGCACCUGCUAGCACUUAGGCACGUCAUGGACGAAGGGAAUGACGACUACAAGAUAAUAAUGUUAAACAAGCGUCACCUCGGCUUUCGCGUGAUCAAGCUGAACCGGGAAUGUGUUCGCGGUCUUUGGGCGGGACAGCAGCAGGAGUUGGUGUACCUGAGAAAUCGAAAUCCUGAAAGAGGGUCUAUACAGAAUGCUAAACAGGCUCUCCGAAACAUAAUAAACUCCUCUUGCGACCAGCCCAUAGGUUACCCCAUCUACGUGUCGCCGUUGACCACGUCCUAUGCGGAUACGUCGGAGCAACUGUGUUCUCUAGUCGGUGGAGCGGUCACGGUUACAGCCAUCAAGAAUAAAGUCACAGCGUUAUGGCGACGUAUUCGAAGACGUUGUGGCGAGGGUUGCUCGAGCGGUGCAGCCUGUGAUGCGACUGCCGCGGAGCGGGGUGAAGCGUGCCGUGGCGGACAACAAAGGCCGCAGUUGCACGCCUCGCAAACAGCAGCAUCACGGGCCUCGCUUGCCUCGCAUCGAGGCGAUCUAGGUGGUACUCGUGGCAGUUUGUCAAGUGCGGGGAAGCCAACAUCUUCAACUCUCGCGUCUUUAGCCGGUUUAUUGAGGGAGCAUUCGCAUGAGAGAACGCAAGAGGAACCAGUGUAUUCAAAUAGUCAGGAUGUUGAACCGCGCCGACGCAGCGAAGAGCGUGGUGCAAGAAGAGAGAGACAUAUGCGCGCGCGCACUCAACCUGGUAAUCGAACGCACAUGCGGCGCGAGCGCGCCCUACCCGCGUCGUUUCGUCUGCUCGCUGUCUCAGAUAACGCAAGGCUCGCGUCCGACCAUCAUGACGAACAUAAUGAGGAUUCCCAAGGACCUACAGGAUGGGAAUGCGGCUGGCGAGAACAACCGCGUCGGGCAGCUAGUGCGAAGGUGUCGUCAAACGCUCCUGCUAGCGGUGAGUCGUCGUUGGAGGACGUGCGCGCGACUAGUAGUGGUCUAGAUGUCUCUCUGCCGGAUUGCAAAAUUAUCGCCAACAGGAACGCAAGGCAAGACCAACUCUUUAAAAGGUACUUCAUAAACGAAGGCACAUCGAAGGACCUCUCGAAAAUCAGCAAAGAGAUCCGCCACGAGCGGGAAAGCUAUCGCGAACUGACCGGACGUUACAUAGAGAAACCGGAAGCGAUACCGCUAAAGGAGACGCACUACGCCGAUAGUAAUUCCACACACAAGAAAGAAGUGAAAAAGGACUCCAAGAGCAAAGAGAUAAAGACGAAAAUUAAACGCUCGGAUUCAGGGAAGAGUGACGCUAAGAUGAAUAUAAGUGUGGGAAGUAAGGUACUGAUAUUGGAGCCGUUGGGGGUGUAUGACUGUAUUAAUUUAGGCAGAAGGAUCGAUGUCCUCUGGCCUUCAGAGUACCAAAGGGAGAGAGGAGGAAGGAACUUCUGGGGCAGCUGGGUGCCGCAGGCCGGGAUGGAUGGAUUGGUGGUUCACAAAUGGACGCCGAACCAUCGCGACCCGAAACUAAGAUCUCAUGUUGACAAGAGCAUACUACUCGUUCAGAUCGAAGAUAGAUUUGUUCCUAUCGCUGAAACCUGCGUUCAGGACUUGGGAGACGAAGUCUGA
Leptosia nina is the source of this 8217-nucleotide messenger RNA. Lineage: Eukaryota; Metazoa; Arthropoda; Insecta; Lepidoptera; Pieridae. The record is from the annotation of a GenBank genome assembly.